AUGAAAAUUAAAUUACAAACGCUGGUAAGAAAGUCAUCUAAUUUACAUACACGUAAUAGUCCGAAAGAAGAUUUAGAAUGUUCUAUAACUUCUUUACAAAAUGAUAUAUUUGAACCAUACGCUCAAUCGACUCCUUUCCUAACUGAAAAAAAUGAUCCAGAGGAGAAUAAGCCAGAAAGUAUAUCUUGCUCUAAAAAUCCGUACAUUGAUACAAGACAUAUACCAAUAUCACAAGCAAUAAGGAAAUCAGAGAGUCCAACAGAAAGAAAAGAGGAAACUGUAUCUGUAAAGAUUUCAAAUGAUAAGAAUGGUCAGUUACAGCCAAAUAGUGCGAGCCAUAAAAAUGAACAAGGCAACAUUCCAAUGGAACAGGAACAGAAAAAAGCAUUAACCGAUGAAGAAAUUUUACGGAUGGAACGAAAACGUAAACAGAUGGAAAAGCAAGCUGAAUAUAAGAGAUUAAUGAAGGAAAGAGAACAACAGAAAUCGAAUGAAACUAAGAAGCCUAAUCCUAAAUAUUAA
Molecule: messenger RNA, 522 nt
Organism: Dufourea novaeangliae
Lineage: Eukaryota; Metazoa; Arthropoda; Insecta; Hymenoptera; Halictidae
Exons: 3
Coding region: 1-522 (173 amino acids)
Source: RefSeq, a predicted model, not a curated record